Messenger RNA from Ostrea edulis (European flat oyster), 1602 nucleotides. Its product is annotated as leukocyte elastase inhibitor-like. Lineage: Eukaryota; Metazoa; Mollusca; Bivalvia; Ostreida; Ostreidae. The transcript has a single exon. Gene Ontology annotation, molecular function: serine-type endopeptidase inhibitor activity. The record is from RefSeq and is a predicted model, not a curated record. The coding region runs from base 294 to 1418 and encodes 374 amino acids.
CGGGUUAAAGGUCAACGCGUACGUUAUACAUGUAAAUAAACAUUCCAGGUGUCGAUCUAGUCUGCUUUAUAUGACGCAUGUGUAAACAAGGUUUACUGCGGGACAGGUAUACUGUGCACGUAAAAAUUAUCCCAGGAUUAAUAAUAUAACUUUAUUGCUCAUAAUAAAAGUGGCAGAAAAGAAGAAUUUACAUCCUGCGUGCUGUCUCACGCCAUUUUCACACGGAAGGAAUACUUCAUUCACUGAACGCAAGUUGUCGUUGGAUUUAGAUUGAGAUUAUAACAGUUUAUACAAUGGAAGGUGCUGUGAAUGAGUUUUCGUUUAAGCUGUACCGAGUUUUAUCCCAAGGAAAUGACAAUCUUUUCCUUUCUCCGUACAGUGUGUCGGCCGCCCUAAUGCUAACCAUGCUGGGCACCAAAGGGGAAUCCGAAUUACAAAUUAAGCAGACACUGGGCGUCUCCGGAAUCUCCGAUCCCCAUCAAGCGUAUAAAGAACUGCACGAGACACUGACGGGCAAAUCUAAACAAGGGGCUAAACUUGCUAUAGCAAACCGAAUCUUUUCCAAACUCGGUCUGGAUAUUAGAGCGGAAUAUAAGAAAGAGUCGUUAGAGAAUUACAAUAGUGAAGUGGAGUUGCUAGAUUUCGUGGGAAAUUCGGAGGGAUCCAGAAGAAGAAUUAACGCAUGGGUUGAAGAACAAACCAAUAACAAAAUUAAAGAUCUGAUUCCAGAAGGAGGGAUUAACGCGCUUUCCCUAAUAGUACUGACGAAUGCAAUUUACUUCAAAGGUGAUUGGGAAAACGCAUUUCAGUCCUCAAGAACAAAAAGAGAACAAUUUAACAUUUCCGAGACGAAAAAGGGCAUGGUGGACAUGAUGCACAUGGAAAAAAAGAAAUGGUUGGUCGGGAUAUCGGAUUCCUUUGACUGCAAAGUUCUCAGUCUCCCCUACAAAGGAGAGGAACUGAGCAUGAUCAUAGUUCUUCCAAAUAAGGUUGACGGAUUAUCCAAAUUAGAGUCAAGCCUUUCCUCGGACACUUUUAAAGAACUUACAAAGGAAAUGUUCCGAGAAGACGUUAUUGUCUCCAUACCAAAAUUCAAACUGGAAAGUUCGUUCCAGCUCGAUAAAGUUCUUUCAGAGAUGGGAAUCACCGACAUUUUCUCCCGAAAGGCUGAUUUUGGCGCCAUGAUGGAUAAUCCACCAGAGGGCACUUUUGUUUCUGACGUCAUUCACAAAGCAUUCGUAGAGGUAAAUGAGGAAGGCACAGAGGCUGCCGCGGCUACCGCUGUAAUGAUGAGAAUGAUGUGCAUGCCAAUGGACCCUAUUGUAUUUAAUGCAGACCACCCAUUCUUGUUCCUUAUCAGAGAAAAUUCAACCGGAAGUGUUUUAUUCAUCGGUCGUUUUACAGAGCCAGCCAAGUAACUGGUGAAAAUCUUGCGAUUACUCAGACUUUUUCCAUAGAAAACGGGAAUGGUGUUAUUAAGUUUAUGUGUACAUUCCUUGUGAAAUAUUCAUCUGGUUUUAUAUACACUUACAAAAAUUUAUCUCUAAUUUCUUUGAUGUAUAAUGUGUACUUUUUAUCACAAUAUAUUUGAUCAAUUAAUCA